GUCAAUAAGAGCGAUUCACCAAAAUUUUCAACAACCAAGAAUUUGUUAUUGUGCGUGUUUGCGGAAAUUGACUGCUGCAAUCGCGUCAUCAUAAGCGUAAAGUGGCAUUAAACGCAUGGAAAAUACAUUGUUGUUGUUAUUUAAAUGUUGCAUGCAUGUAAUGCACUAAGUGUCGUACGUUCAACAAGGAGCAAGGAGCAGCUGAAGCUGAAAACCAACAAAACCAACACACCGAACGCAUAACUAUGUCAUUUGUGGGUGGAGGGGUGGUGGGCGGAGGCACUGAUGUGCAUAAAUUUGUUGAGGCGCUGCAGGCAGAUUUUAAGACGCUCUCACUGGAAACAAAGAAGAAGUACCCGCAAAUAAAAGAGGCAUGCGAGGAGGCGAUUGCCAAGCUCGCCACCGCGGGCAGCAGCCAACAAAACUCGGUGUAUUACACCGUCAAUCAGAUACUCUAUCCGCUUGUUCAGGGCUGCGAAACCAAAGACUUGAAAAUCAUCAAGUUCUGCCUCGGCAUGAUGCAACGUCUUAUCACCCAGCAAGUGGUGGAUCAAAAGGGAGCUCUCUACAUUACAAAUGCACUGUGGACACUCAUGGAGCACAACAUCGAAGAGGUCAAGGUGUUGCAGACAGUAACUCUGCUGUUAACCACAAAUCUUGUGGUGCAUGGCGACACUUUGGCUAAGGCGCUGGUGCUUUGCUUUCGUCUGCACUACACCAAGAACUCCACCAUUGUGAAUACAGCGGGGGCGACGAUAAGACAGUUGGUGUCGCUGGUCUUUGAGCGUGUCUAUCUUGAAAAAGAUUCGGUGCCCAGCUUGCAACAACAACAGCUGCCGGAUGCCGAUGGCUCGAAUAGUUCACAGGAUGGCCAAACGUUUGCAUUGGAUGCAUUUCGGCUGUUUCAGGAUCUGGUGCAGCUGGUGAAUGCCGAGCAGCCUUAUUGGCUUGUGGGCAUCACUGAGAUGACGCGUCCCUUUGGCUUGGAGCUGCUCGAAGCGGUGCUCAGCAACUUUAGCGCUGUGUUUCAUGAGAAUCAGGAUUUUCGCAUGCUGCUGAAGGAGCGCGUCUGCGCCUUGGUUAUCAAGCUGUUCUCGCCCAAUGUCAAACAUCGUCAACUACCGCCUUCCAGCAACAACGGCACCGCAGCUGUGCCAGCUGAAAAGCCAUACUUCCCCAUAAGCAUGCGGCUAUUGCGUCUGGUGGCGAUACUUAUACAAAAGUAUCACACAAUUCUUGUAACGGAAUGCGAGAUCUUCUUGUCGCUGAUUAUCAAGUUUCUGGAUCCCGAUAAGCCGCAUUGGCAGCGUGCCUUGGCCUUGGAGGUUAUACACAAGUUGGUUACACGCUCCACGCUAAUUGCGUUCUUCUGUCUGUCGUACGAUCUGAAGAAUCAUGCCACACACAUCAUACACGAUAUGAUUGCCGCCAUGGGCAGCUAUGUGCGCUACUCGUUGAUCAAUGCGUCCGCUGUCCUGAGCAAUGGUGGUGGACAGCAGCUGCCUGGCGGGGCUGGACAACAACCCAGCACAUUGGCAGCGCUGGCAAGUGGUGGCAGUAAUCAGUGUGGCUUCAUGUUUCGAGGCGCUUAUCUGCCACUAGUGGCUACCUUUGCGCCCGGCGUAUCCAAGGCGGUUUAUUUGGAGUUGCUGGACAAAGUGGAUGCGCCCAAUAUACCCGAUAGUUAUGGCAUUUCUUUGGCCUAUGCCAUACUUCUGGACAUGACACGUUCCAUUGGUGGCGUCAUACAGCGCACACCGGAGCUGCAUCCCACCCACAAUACGGCUAUUGUUAGCGAGGAGGAGCACAAGCCGCUCUGUCUGCAGCUGGUGAACUCCAGCUGGUCCGGCCUAUUGAGCGCUUUCAUUCCACUGGUGGAAACAUCGAUCGAUGAGGCGACCACCGAGAACAUACUGAAGGCCAUGCAAAACUAUGCAGCAUUGUGCGGCAUGUUGGAUCAAUUGCAGCCGCGAGAUGCUUUCAUUAUGGCCAUGUGUCGCGCCUCCUUUCCGCCGCACUACGCCAUGUCCAUAUUUGCCAACAAUGCGCAGCCCGAUGCGGAUUUACGUUGUCACACGCGCAGCGGCAGCCAGGAUCUGAGCAGUCAGUUCAUCAACAGCUGCAGCGCGGAUGGCGGCGACUUUCGUCCCCAAAUUGUGGCAGUUGGCACACCAUUGCCCAGCGCCUCGUUGCCACACAGUGUGAUGCAGGCACCUGUUAUGCUGACCAAUAAGAAUCUGCAGUGCAUGCGUGCGAUUUUAUUGCUGGCGCAUAACAAUGGCAGCAUCCUGGGCACCUCGUGGCACAUUGUGCUGCAAACGCUGCAGCAUUUGGUUUGGAUACUGGGACUGAAGCCCUCCACGGGCGGCAGUUUGCAGGCGAUGCCAAAACCAGCCGUGGAUUCAAAUGUGGGCAUUCAAACGGCAGUGAUGGCUGAUUUGCCAGUGCUGUCGCAAAUGAUUGGCCAGCUGUUUGAGUCGAGUCAGUAUUUGGACGAUGUGGCGCUCCAUCAUCUGAUCGAUGCAUUGUGCAAGCUCUCGCACGAAGCUAUGGAACUGGCCUAUGCCAAUCGGGAGCCAUCGUUGUUUGCGGUGGCGAAGCUCAUGGAAACGGGAUUGGUGAAUAUGCCUCGAAUUGAGGUGUUAUGGAGACCGCUUACCAAUCAUCUGUUGGAGGUGUGCCAGCAUCGUCAUAUACGCAUGCGGGAAUGGGGCGUGGAGGCCAUAACGUAUCUGGUCAAGUCUGCGCUGCAAUUCAAGCACAAGCAGCCGCUCAAGGAGAAUAUAGAACUGCAAACUAUGUUGCUGAGUCCGCUCUCGGAGCUGUCAACUGUGCUGCAUGCGGAUGUGCGUCAACGCCAGCUGGAUUGCGUGUUGCAGAUUCUUAAUACAGCCGGAGAGAUACUCUCGUUUGGCUGGCCAGCCAUCAUUGAAAUCAUUGGCGCUGUAAAUGAUCAUCAUGGCGAGCCGUUGAUACGCACUGCAUUCCAGUGUCUGCAGCUGGUCAUCACCGACUUUCUGACCGUAAUGCCUUGGCGCUGCUUACCACUUUGCAUCAGCACAGCCGCCAAGUUUGGCUCGCAAACGCAGGAGCUGAAUAUCUCGUUGACAGCCAUUGGUCUGAUGUGGAAUAUAUCGGACUUUUUCAAUCAAAAUCAAGACAAACUUAUGUCCACGCAACUGGAAGAUGUGACUAUAUUGCCCGACUUUCCGGGCACCGUUAAAAUGCCGCAAUUCGACAAGCUGUGGAUGUGCUUGUAUGCCAAGCUGGGUGAACUCUGCGUGGAUCUGCGACCAGCUGUGCGCAAGUCUGCCGGCCAAACUCUGUUCUCCACAAUUGCGGCGCAUGGCAGUCUGUUGAAUCCACCCACAUGGCAGGCGCUUGUGUGGCAGGUGCUUUUCCCACUCUUGGACAAUGUGCGCGCUCUCAGCAGUUCGGCCAGCAACGAGAAGGUCGAUGCUAGUGGUAACAUUCUCAUCCAUCAUUCACGCAAUACGGCACAAAAGCAAUGGGCUGAAACGCAGGUGCUGACGCUCUCUGGCGUCUGUCGAGUGUUUAACACCAAGCGCGAGUUGCUGCAGAUGCUGGGCGACUUUGAGCGUGCAUGGUCGUUGAUACUUGAGUUCAUACAAAAUGCGGCACUCAGCAAGAAUGGUGAAGUGUCCUUGGCGGCACUCAAAUCGCUGCAAGAGAUCAUGUAUCACAAUAGCACGGAGCGUGCGCUGAAAGAUGCACAAACGGCACAGCAGCAGGACGACGAAAUCUGGACUAUUGCCUGGAACAUUUGGCUAAGCAUUGGCAUGGAGAGCACUAAGAUGUCGGCGACAUCAAGACAACUGUCUUCUGGUGGCAACGCUGGCGACAGCCAAGAGGACUUUUACAUUCCCAGUCAGGCUUUUCUCACGGCGCUCAUACAAAUCUUCCCUGCUAUCUUCCAGCACAUUCAAGUCAGAUUCAGUGCAUCCGACUUUGACAAGUUCUGCACGGUGCUAACGAAUGCAGUUUGCAUUCCCGUGCAAACGGAUGCGGUUCCUUACAUUAUGUCCACGGUGUCCGAUACGUUGCUGACGCCCCUGCAUGAUGGUAUAUUGGAGUGCAUGGAACUGAUACAGAAAGAGGCAACGCGAGCAGAUUCGGACCCCAGCAUACGCCAACUGAUACCCGCCAUCUUUCGCCAACUACUGAUCUUCAGCAAGUUUGCCUGUGCACCGCCCACUUUUCAGCAGAGCGUCGAGCACAACAAGUAUGGCAAACCGAGUGCUCAUUAUGCCAACAAUGCAUCCAUUGAGGUGGUCAGCAUGAAUUACAUUCCAUUCGGCGAGAAGUCCAUCAGUAUUUGCGUCAAGUUGUAUCAGAGCACUGCCACCGAGGAAUCGGUGGUGCAGGAGCAGAUACUGCACGACAUUGUCAAGGCGUUGCGCACUCCGCUAGCGAUGAAGUACAAGUGUCUGUCGUCGAGCACCUGGAAGCUGGCCAUCUCCAGUCUAAUCAGUGUGCUGCACACGGGCUUGAAGGUGGCGCGAGUGAAGCCUCAGCAUUUCAACAGUCUUUGGGAUGAUUUGGCUGACACAUUGGACAAGUUUCUGUUUCCCGUCAGCGUGUGCACCAUCGAGGAUCGCGGCCUAGAGGAGAUUGUGCUAGAUGAGACCAUUGAUUGCCAAGUGAUUGAGUUGCUACGCGACGAAGUGUUGCCGUUUGCUCACGAAAUGCCGCAUCAGUUUAUUAUGCAAAUUGUGGUGCUACUCAACAAGGGCUCCAUACACUCGGCGUCCGACAGCAACAUCUGCUAUGAAUCGGAUUGGAAGUUGCGCGAAAUCUUUGCCAAAACUUGUUUUGAAACGUUGCUGCAGUUCUCACUUCUGGAGGAUCAGACCAGCGUCACAGCCAGCAACAAUAAUCGCCUUAAUGCUAAUCUACUAACUGCUGCUGGCGCCGGCGGCAAUGUCAGCAAGGAUUUUGCCGGCCGCUUGGCGGUCACUGCGUUGCUGCAUCGCUUCCAGGAGGUGCUCAAGCGGUUCAAUGAUGACGAACGCCAGAGUGGCAAGUGUCCGCUGCCCAGAUUCAGGCUGUCGGAAAUAUCUUUUGUGCUUAAGGCAAUCGCAACGCUAGUGGUGUCCAUGAAGAAGGCGCCAGCAUCCAAAGUCAAUAAGCCCGCCUGGGAUCUGCUCAUAGGACUGUAUCCUUAUCUGGUGGACUGCACCACAACCACGUCGCCGGAGGUGUCGCGAUCCCUGCGCGAAGCGCUGCUGCAGUAUACGGAUCUGUUGCAAGCACCUCGCACCUCCAAUGACAAUGCAAUACAAUCGAAUGGUCAGCAGUGAGAAUAUGCAUAAAGCCAGCCAACCAGCCAACGGAAGCGAAUCGUUUUUAAUUGUUUAAGCCAAUUGUCCUUUUGAAUAUAUAUAUACAUACACUUAUCUAAUAUUUACAUAUUUAUUUUAAUGUGCAUAAUUUAAUAUUGUUAUCACUUUUACCCCUGCGCUAUCCCUCCCUAUAUUAUAACAUAUAUAUGUAUUUGUAUAAUUAUUAUUAUUAUUACUAUUGUAGUGGUACAGCUAAUAAGACCUAAGUAUAUAUGUAUGUGUGGUAUUAUCUAUCUUGAAAAGUGAACUACAAACAUCUCAAGAAACACAUUGCUGUCAAGAGCUUUACAGCUUGAUAAGAUAAGUUACCCAAAGCGAACCUCGUUAACCUAUAAUGCAGCUAUCGCAACAGCAGCCAAAAAGAAAAACAAUAUAUAUUUCUUUAGUACCUUUUCGCUGUUCACUGAUAACGAUAACGAUAUGAUAUGAUAUGAUAACUACUUAUGAGCUAUGCGUGUAGCACAUUUUAAACAAACCUACCUAGAAAUCAAAUAGACUUGCGUGUUAUCUGAAUCAAAUACGACUAUACUUAACCAUGAUGCAACAACUUUGUAGUGACGUUUUUAAAUAAAGCAAAAUUAUUAUUAUUACGUAA
This is a messenger RNA of Drosophila albomicans, 5958 nucleotides long. It is a transcript of the gene mon2, whose product is annotated as protein MON2 homolog. Lineage: Eukaryota; Metazoa; Arthropoda; Insecta; Diptera; Drosophilidae. The record is from RefSeq and is a predicted model, not a curated record. The transcript is spliced from 12 exons. The coding region runs from base 246 to 5321 and encodes 1691 amino acids.